AUGUCGUCGAAUGAAAAAUAAAACCUUAUUUUGGGAUUCCCCGAACGGCUCCUGGGAUUCCACGCGACCCAAGCCACAUAAAGGAACAAAGAGCAACAAGCCAACGCUACGUUCGAGCAGACGACAGAAAAGCGACAUUUUGGUUCUGUUACUUAUCGCGGAGAGACUCGUUCCCUGCGAGAACGCAAUUCGCAAAGCGAAAGACGCCAUUUCUUGUUCACAGUCAGUGCAACCGAUAGAUCGGCAAUUCCUUCGGCUGUUGUGUGUUUUGAGCAUAUACUAUUGUACCUACCAAAGUAUUUUAAUGCUAUUUGCAGUCUCGUUUGUGAGUGAAUAAACCGCAAAAAUGGAAUUGAACAAGCCAGAUCCUUUCAAACCAAAUAAAAAUCAAAUAGGUCAAGAUUGGAAAAUUUGGAAAAAGGAAUUCCUCAUAUAUUUAAGAUUAUCAGGAUGUUACGAAAAAUGUACAGAAGAAGAAAGGGCAUUAAUUCUUGUAAAUCUCAUGGGAACAGAGGGAGUAAGAGCAAUGGAACAAAUGACUUUUGACGAGCCAGAAGAAAAACAUGACAUGGACAUCUUGAUUAAAAAAUUUGACCAAAUAUUUGACCCUCCAUUAAAUGAAGCUGAAGAAAGAUACAAAUUUUUUUCAAGAAGAAUCAGAGCUAAUGAGAACAUUGAUAACUAUGUAGCUGAUUUAAAGACCCGUGCUUCAACAUGUAAUUUUGGAUCACAAUCUGAAAAUUUUAUAAUUGACAUGAUCAUUCGUGACAUGGACAGUUAUAUAAGAGAUGUGGUAUUUGCAUUAGGAGAAGUGACAAUAUUUGAAGUAAUCCAAUAUUAUAAACAGUUCAAUAUCAAUAAUGAUAAAAUUAAAGAAUUAACCAAAAAAGCAAUCGCUUCGAAACCAGAAACCUCUGAAGAUACAGAUAGUUCAAAUAAGGCACAAGAUAAAUCAAAUCAGCCCAAAUUUUGCUGGAAGUGUAAUUCUAGACAUGUAUAUGGAUCUUGUCCUGCUUAUGGCAAUAUCUGUAAUUAUUGUAACCAAAAAAACCAUUUCAAUGGUGUAUGCCAGAAACAAGAUAAGAAUAAUAAGAAAGAAGAGACUAAACAGGUUUGUUCAAAAUGUGGUACAAAUCAUCCAUAUAAGCAAUGUCCUGCUUAUGAUAAAAUAUGUGGUAAAUGCUCCAUGAAAGGUCAUUAUACACAGCAAUGCAAAGAAAAAAAAAAUGACAAUGCAGUUGAUAAUAAAGAAGAGAUUAAACGUAUUUGUUCAAGAUGUGGUACAAAUCAUCCAUACGGACAAUGUCCAGCUAAUGAUAAAAUAUGUGGUAAAUGCUCCACAAAAGGUCAUUAUACACAACUAUGUAAAGAAAAAAAAAAUGACAAUGCAGUUGAUAAUAAAGAAGAGAUUAAACGUAUUUGUUCAAGAUGUGGUACAAAUCAUCUAUACGGACAAUGUCCAGCUAAUGAUAAAAUAUGUGGUAAAUGCUCCAUGAAAGGUCAUUAUACACAGCAAUGCAAAGGGAGGAAAAACGAUGAUGAAGUUAAUCGAAAUACCAAUACAGCAAAAAGUACAGACGAUAAAGCACAAAAGCUUUCUGAUGACAAAUUGGAAGAUUGUAGUUGGUGUGAAUUAAAGCAUCUUAAAGAUCUUUGUCCACAUCCAGCAUGUUGUAUAAGAUGUGAGGCAUUCCCACAUAAUAUAUGUCCUAAAUGCAAAAAGAAUCCACAUGAUUUGAAUUGCCAUUAUAAAACAGUUAUAACGCUUCCAUCAAAGACACCUGUGAGCAACAAGUCUGAUAUGCAAAACUGCACAAAUUGUGGAACAUAUCAUAGAGAUACUCCGUGCAAUCCUUUUAUAUUAUAUUGCAAUAAAUGUAAGAGCCACGACCAUGCAACAUACAACUGUGUAUCGUCUCAACGGCAAAAUAAUAAUACAGCUCAGUCUAGUACAUCUGAUCCGCUACUGAAAGACUACGUUAAGGUAGAAAAUGUCCAGCGACCAUCAUCAAGUAGUGCAAACUACCAAAGGACAACAUCGACAAGCUCGACAUCUAACACAAAUUAUCCAAAUAACGUAAACUACCAUAAACCAACACCAUCAAGUAGUGCAGGCUUAUACCAACGAACAACAUCGACAAGUUCGACAUCCAACACAAAUUAUCCAAAUAACGUAAACUACCAUAAACCAACUCCAUCAAGUUCAACAUUUAACACAAAUUUUUCAAAUAAUACUAACCACCAAAAACCAAUGCCGCCUCAAUCUGACUUCAAAAAACAGAAUAAAAAGCCUGAUGCGUGUACUAUUUCAUAAGUUAAUAUAAAAUGUAUAAUUGUAGUGAAUUAUAAAUAUUAGUCGUCGCAUAUAAAUGAUGACAUGUGGGUAAAAUAUAUUUUCAAUACACGUGCGAAAGAUGAUUCUCCACUCGUAUGAAUUAUCACCGCGUGCGAGAACUCUUUCGCACUAAUAUCGAAAGCUACUAUUAAGUCGUUCACUUAUACAUUUAACAAAAUCAGAUUAAAACUUGAUUAAUAUUAAUGUAACAAGAAUUUGUGUUGUAACAGUUUCUAAAAUAAAUUUUAUUUGUUAUAUACACUAGCA
This is a messenger RNA of Nasonia vitripennis (jewel wasp), 2602 nucleotides long. RefSeq lists its product as uncharacterized. NCBI's taxonomy places the organism in Eukaryota, Metazoa, Arthropoda, Insecta, Hymenoptera, Pteromalidae. Bases 347 to 2314 code for a protein of 655 amino acids. The record is from RefSeq and is a predicted model, not a curated record. The transcript is spliced from 4 exons.